Messenger RNA from Nannizzia gypsea CBS 118893, 1299 nucleotides. RefSeq names its product IMP-specific 5'-nucleotidase 1. Bases 1 to 1299 code for a protein of 432 amino acids. Gene Ontology annotation, biological process: inosine salvage; nucleotide metabolic process; nicotinic acid riboside biosynthetic process. NCBI's taxonomy places the organism in Eukaryota, Fungi, Ascomycota, Eurotiomycetes, Onygenales, Arthrodermataceae. The record is from RefSeq and is a predicted model, not a curated record. The transcript is spliced from 8 exons. Gene Ontology annotation, molecular function: magnesium ion binding.
AUGACGACCCGCUACCGUGUAGAAUAUGGCAGAUGGGGAGGAGUGACGCAAAAGCUGACACAAGGAAUAGAUGCGCUCAAGUCACAUCGUCGUGACCAACUGAUUGAAUGGAUCAAGGGCCUUCUUGCAGUUCCCUUCGUACUACAUUCGCAGCCCACCGCUGCUUAUAAGGAAAACAGCCCUAAUCUCGCACAUAUUGCCGAAAGGACACAUAAUAGAUAUGUUGAGAUUAUGCGGGAUGUCGAACAUUUGAUCAAUGACCACAUUGGGCUCCAGAAAACGGGGGCGAGCGGAAGAUCUACACUGAGACUGCUUGUCCCCUCCGUUGGUACCUUCUUCACACCGUUACUACUGGAGGAUGCAUUCAUAUACCAGGACAAUAAGAGAUUUAUCAGCCACAGGCGUUUUGUGCCCCCGUCAUUCAAUGACAUCCGUCUCACACUUAAUACCGCUCAGCUAAUGGGCCUUGUUCACCGCAGUGAGGUCCAAUUGAUCACGUUCGAUGGAGACGUUACACUCUACGAUGACGGAUGUUCCCUCACAGCGGAUAACCCCGUUGUGCAGAGGAUAAUGCUCCUUCUAAAGCAAAACAAGAGAGUUGGCAUCGUGACAGCCGCCGGAUACUCUUCUGCAGGAAAAUACAAGGAACGCCUCGAGGGUCUUCUGGAAGCUAUCAAGCAAUCCACCGACCUCAGUGAGAAGCAAAAGAACCAUCUCAUUGUUCUUGGAGGGGAGAGUAACUUCAUGUAUGAAUUUGAUCCCAAGUCUCCAGAUCUGCUCACCUAUAAACCCCAGAGCGAGUGGCAGCUGGAUGAAAUGAAGCAGUGGAAGGAUGAAGAUAUCAAGGAGUUACUUGACAUCGCAGAGGCUGCGUUGCGUGAUUGUGUUAGUAACUUAAGGCUGCCCGCUGCUAUUUUGAGAAAGGAGAGGGCUGUCGGUAUAUAUCCGCUUGAGGGACAUCGAAUGCAUCGUGAGCAACUAGAAGAAACUGUUUUGGUGGCGCAGCAAACUAUCGAGACGUCUGACGUUGGCAGGCGCCUUCCCUUUUGCGCAUUUAAUGGUGGAAGUGAUGUCUUUGUAGAUAUUGGCGAUAAAUCAUGGGGUGUCCUUGCCUGCCAGAAGUACUUCGGCGGCAUUGAUAGGUCCAAGACUCUGCAUAUAGGUGACCAGUUCCUGUCUGCCGGAGCUAAUGAUUUCAAGGCACGGCUUGCGUGCACUACUGCAUGGAUAUCUAAUCCUGGUGAAACGGUGCAACUACUUGACGAACUCGCUGCGCUGGAACAGGGUGCCAGGGCGUGA